AUGUCGGACGCCCAAGACGUACAGACCCUUAAGAUGAAAGUCGCAAGAAAACAUGACCAGGAUUAUGAACGUCGUCGGUCCGCUACUUUACGUCUUGAACCUCCUCAAUCAGAUGUCCGGAAAGCAACGUCUUUUUUGCGUGCUCGUACGUCCGGUGUGAACCGUCUCCUUCGGUCAACAACCAGUAGUACCGGUGGCAUAUCGGUAAAUGGCUCUAGUCAUAAGAGUAACAAGAGCAGUAAGAGUAAAAGUGUUCCUAGCAGCAGUAAAUCUACACGCCAAGAGGACGAUGAACUGGAUACGGAAGUAACUGAAGCAGGAAAUGGAAAUGGAGGUGAGCUUCCAUCAUCAUUAAUUGAGUCGGAAUCAAGAUUGAAAUCAAUUGUCUCGUCUACUGGAGCAGCAGAUGAAGAGGAUGGACUUCCACUAUAUGUGGAACCGAAAUGGACUCAUGUGGUGUUGAAGAUGACGGCAUUUUCAGAAGAAGAUGCAGUGACAAGCUUCUUGUUUGAUGUUAAUGGAGGAGGUAUUGGCAGUGGUGUGGAAAAUGUUGCAAGUAUUCCAGCUGAUAAAUUACUAGGGGAGAAAGACCAUGCACGCAUUCUUUACAAUGGUGGACGGUUUUAUUUAGCCAAUGGAGACAAUUCAAGUGAUACAUUUGUUCGACUAAGUCCAUGUGAUGGAGGUGAUAAUGAGAUGGAAGAUCGGAUGCAAUGGCCAUUGGAACCUCAAGUGUCAUUCCGAGUUGGUAAAUCGGAUUUCAUAGUAACAGCUUUUCAUGAACCAUCGCAGACGUUGGAAGUAUUGGCAUUGAGUGGUAAAUUAGCAGGAACACAAUUUACGAUUGGACGGGAAGGUGCAGGAAUUGGACGGUCCGCGGAAAAUAAAAUUCACACGGGAGACGGUGAACUUUCGCGCAAACACGCUGCAAUCUGGUUUGAUGAAUUAACGAAUCAGUUUUAUCUUGUCGACUUGAACUCGACGAACGGAACGUUUAUGAAGCUUGUGGGGAGUUAUCAGGAGCCGUAUCGUCUUGAAAUCGGUGAUGACUUGCUGGUUGCACAGACUUGCUUGACUGUGAACCGUUUUGACGUUGGUGCUCACGCGGAUAUGGGUGCACGCAAACACAUGGAGGACGCGCAUACGAUAAUCCAGGAUUUAUGCAUUGAGUCGCUGAGCCGCUUAGGAUUACAUCCGCAGUCGUACUUUGCUGUUUACGAUGGACAUGGUGGCGAGGAGGCUUCUUCGUAUUUGGGCGAAGUGCUGCAUCAUAACAUUAUUGACACUUUUUUCAUGAAGAAGGCAGAGCUGAAGCCGCUGAUCAACACGUCGCCGGAGGAGCUUCAAAGUAUGAUCACAAAGCGACUUACGGAUACCUUUAAGAAAACGGACGAUGAAUUUCUGAAUGAAUCGGAGCGUCCACAGGCUGGUAGCACCGCGACGACUGUGCUUGUCGCAGGCAAGUACAUGUUCGUGUCAAAUGUUGGUGACUCCCGGACAGUAUUGAGUCGCGCAGGUAAGGCCGAGCGUCUUUCGAACGACCACAAGCCGAGUCGGCAGGACGAGGCGCAGCGUAUUCGCGACACUGGCGGCUUUGUGAUUCACGGACGUAUUAUGGGAGAGCUAGCUGUUUCACGCGCGUUUGGAGAUGCACCAUUCAAGACAUUUGAUUUGCCAGAGCCGCCAAAAGAAGAUGUUGACUCAAAGCCACGUAGUGAUUACGAUUCGCAGGAGCUGCCUGUGAACCCAAACGACAUCUUGAAGGGCCCGUUAGUCAUCCCUACACCCGAGUUUACAAUCACAGAGCUGACAGGCGACUGUGAGUUCGUUAUGUUAGCCAGUGACGGACUGUACGACGUUCUCAAGGAUCAGGAGGCUGUUGACUUCAUGCGUCAGAAGAUAGUGCAGCUUGGAGACGUUCAGCGUGCAGUGGAGGCUAUUGUGGAGCACGCUAUCUUCCAUCAGCGCUCGACGGAUAACGUGACAUGUGUAGUAGUGAUGUUUAAAGAGCCUAAGGACCUCAAGUGA
Peronospora farinosa is the source of this 2028-nucleotide messenger RNA. The record is from the annotation of a GenBank genome assembly. NCBI's taxonomy places the organism in Eukaryota, Oomycota, Peronosporomycetes, Peronosporales, Peronosporaceae.